CUACGAACUCGACCAUCGAACAGCCACAGUAAGGAUUUACGAAUCUGAUCCCCGCGGGCGCGACUAAUCGGACUAUAAAUACCGGAUGAUUAUAUUGGCGGUGGUCCGGUCAAAGGAGAAGAAAUCAGUCAACGCGACAAGAGAGAGAAACACUCACAGCGAGACUCGUGGUGCCUCGCACGCCCUGAUACGUGGAAGCAGGUGACGAAAAAUGGCCAGAUCUCGAGCUCUAAAAAUGGCGAAUUUGUGUGCCUUCUGAGCCCUAACACUUCCCUCCCUUCAUCGAACGCUUAUCCGUGCUGUUCGAUCCACCGAUCUUGAUCCGGGCGAUAGGAUUCGUUUCUUUUUCAGGAGACUGUGGUCUGCAUUGCUCUGUUUUUGUCUUUCUCUCCUCAAUUUAUUUCCGCAUUGGGUUCUUCAUUUCAGCUCCUUAAUCUUUCUAGAUAGCAGAAAAGUAGAAAAUGGCAGAGGUGACGAAAGUGCUGUAUAUUGUAGUCGUUGAUGAAGAUACCAAAGAAAAAGGGAAAGUUUCAUUUCGUUAUACCAGACCUGUACUGCAGAGCACCCUACAGCUUAUGGGUUGCAAAGCCAGACAUGCUUUUAAGAUUAGCCAGAGCGUUUUUGGAACUCUGAAGAAUGAGCUUAGUGUGGAUGCGUUGGUUUCAGGAGAAAUAAACAAAAUACCUGAACAAACACAGAACAGAAUCAAUGACGGUUUUAAUCGUUUUGUUUUGGAGCAAAAUGGUAACAACAACAAGGGGAAACUAUUUGAGCUAUACAAAAGACGCACAACUAGAGUUGUUAGAAGAGAAACUUUUUUAGAUGUUGUUUGUGAUGCUCUUGCUGAAUACAAGUAUGUAAGUCCUAAUCAUAGGGCUGACUUAAUUUUAGCUUGCAGAAUACGAGAAAGGAAGCAAUCAGUGACUGUUCUGUUGUGUGGAACUAGUGGCUGUGGAAAAUCUACUUUGUCUGCAUUACUGGGUGGUAGGUUGGGUGUGACAACAGUGGUUUCUACCGAUUCUAUUCGUCAUAUGAUGAGGAGCUUUGCCGAUGAAAAGCAGAAUCCCUUACUUUGGGCUUCGACAUAUCACGCUGGAGAAUGUUUGGAUCCAGUAGCCAUAUCAGAAGCGAAAUCCAGAAAAAAGGCAAAGAAGUUGGCUGGUUUUCCGCAGCCACACCUGAAGGACGACCUUGUUGAUGGUUCUUCCUCUCAGAACCAACCACAAGAUAAUGGCUCCAGUUCGGCUGAAUUCAUCAGCCCAAAACAAAUUGCUAUUGAAGGAUACAAGGCACAGAGUGAAAUGGUUAUAGACAGUCUAGAUCGGCUAAUAACUGCGUGGGAAGAGAGGAAAGAGUCUGUUAUCGUCGAGGGUGUUCAUUUAAGCCUUAAUUUUGUUAUGGGGCUUAUGAAAAAACAUCCUUCGAUCGUGCCAUUCAUGAUUUACAUAACAAACGAGGACAAACACAUGGAACGGUUCGCCGUUCGUGCAAAGUACAUGACAUUAGACCCUGCAAAGAACAAGUACGUGAAAUAUAUCAGAAACAUACGCUCAAUUCAAGAAUACCUCUGCAAGAGAGCCGACAAACAUUUAGUUCCAAAGAUAAACAAUACUAACGUGGACAAGAGCGUGGCUUCGAUUCACGCCACAGUCUUCAGUUGUCUUAGAAGGCGAGCUAUCGGAGGGGAACAGCUUUACGAUCCCAUAACCAACACAGUUUACGUUGUGGAUGAGGAAUACAGGAACCAAUGCACUGCAAAUUCAUUGAGUUCUAAGUGCAUGUUUCAGCUUAUUCAAAGACAAGGAUCGUCGAGGCAUCUGAUGGCUCUUCUUAAUACUGAUGGUUCUGUGGCCAAGGCUUGGCCUGUUAAUUCCCUUGAUAUUAAUGGGAAACCUACUUUGGGUGGUGCGGCUAAGAAUGGGGUUGGAAGUCCUAUGUAUGGACCAUUGUUGAUUGGUAAGGCUGAGCCUUGUAAUCUUCAGUUCGGUCAUUAUGGGAUAAGUGCUUGGCCGAGUGAUACUGGCUGUACAAGUCAUGCCGGAAGUGUGGACGAGUCCAGGGACAAUGGUAGCCGAUAUUACUCAUCCUGCUGCAGCUCGCCAAGGAUGUCUGAGGGAGCUUCCAAAGAGCUGAAGGAAGAGAAUUCUGUCCAUGGUAGUGAUGAUGAAGAAGAGGAGAUACUUGAUCCUCUUGAGGUGGGCUCCGAUGAUGAUCUCUCAGAUGACGACCAUAAGGAAAACCACGACGAGAUAGAAGGGUCUGUGGACGAGGAAUCAACUAAAUCAGACGAGGAAUACGAUGAUCUGGCAAUGGAAGAUUUCCAAGAUAGAGGGUAUUGGGCCGAUGACAACUAUAUUAUGGGGGAUGUUGAAGAAGAAUCAACUUUUCAUUCUCUUGGAGGAGAUAAGGGUAAACAAAUUAUCGAUCGCGUAACAAGGACCAAAAGUGAUAAGGUGUCAGAGUUGCCUGCCGUCAAACAGGGGGGCACUACUCGGAUGAGACGACGUUCACAUAGUCUUCCAUCAACGAAAAAACAUGGUGUGCUAACUAAAGGUUCCAUAUUGCCCAAUAGUUUAGAAAUGUAAUCAGUUGUUUGUAAUGUUAUGUUACUGUUUGUAUUCUUUUGCUUUCUUGUUUUUUGUUGUUUGAAAAAUUACACAUAACCUUAAUGUGGAUCCUUAAAGUUAUUAUCACUUCUAGCUUCUCUUGUC
Molecule: messenger RNA, 2711 nt
Organism: Impatiens glandulifera
Lineage: Eukaryota; Viridiplantae; Streptophyta; Magnoliopsida; Ericales; Balsaminaceae
Product: P-loop NTPase domain-containing protein LPA1 homolog 2-like
Exons: 7
Coding region: 462-2585 (707 amino acids)
Source: RefSeq, a predicted model, not a curated record